CAAUUGCUGUAAUAGUUUAAGACAAAAAAAUUCGAAAACAUUAUUGGGUUACUAUCGGGCGCAUAUACAUAAAAAUCCUGGGUUUCUUACAUUUUAGACUGGUUACAUUUUGUAUGAUUCAAGUAACUAAAAGGCGAGUACAAACCAUAAACUUAAACUAAAGAGAACACUUGAAGAAAUUUUGGAAAAAGAAAUGAAUCAAAUGGAGGGUUAUCCUUUUGAAAUGACUCACCUUCCAGAAUGUUUUCUGGAAAAAGCAAAGAAAGAACUCAAUGAAGUGCCAGAGCAACGAACUGAAGAGUUAAGAAAAUUUAAAGAGAUGUUAUCAACUGAUAAAACCUUCACUGGCAUAGAUUUUGAAGAUGAUUUCUUGUGGCUCUUUCUAAGACAUGCGAAACACGACGCUUCGAGAGCUCUGCCCCAUCUGCGGAAUUUAAUCAAACUUCGAAGAAAUUACAGCUCUUUAUUCCAAAGCAUUGAAGAUGACCUGUUCAAUUCCAGUCCCUCAACUCAGUGUUUUUCUAUACUUCCAAAAAGAACUCCGGAUGGGUGUGCAGUCAUUUUAAUAGAACUUGGCAAAUGGGACCCGGAGGAGUUUCCAAUAGAAAAUUUCAAAAGAAUGUUCCUUUUUGUGUUCCUGCAAACGCUCAGAGACCCAGUGACACAAAUCAAUGGAUUCAAGCUCAUUCAUGAUUUCAAGGAUACUAAUAUGAAACAUCUGAGAUGCUGCACUCCACAGAAUAUCUACCUGGAAUACCACAUCGGCUUGCAUUGUCUUCCAGGACGUUAUAAAGAAAUCCACUUCAUCAAUGGGUCUGCGCUCUUAAAGCUUCUAUAUGUUGUGGGAAAUCCCAUCAUUUCAAAGAAGAUAAAGCAAAGAAUGAUGUUUCAUUCGAAACCAGAGGAUCUCUUGAAUUACUUCCCCCCGGACAUGCUCCCCAUUCAAUGGGGUGGUACUCUGAAGGAUUACCAUGAUGAAAAUAUGCUGAAGAAAAUGAAUAAAGAACAUGGAAGAUACCCUACAGGAGGGCCUAAAAAUUAUUUUUAAGUUUUUCUAGUUUUCAUUUUUAAACACAAGACAUAAUAAAACAAUCCUUUAAAUACUCUUUAAAAUAUUUCUUUGUUUUGUGUAUAUAUAACUUAUUAGAGUAUUAUAUAUCCCCUGCUACCAUGCAAAAUAUCGUAUAUAAGGAUAUAAAUUGAAAUCAGUUAGCUGAUCUCUUUCAUAAUGCCAAUGGAUGCCAAAUGCCAAUACCAUCACCAAGAUUUUUGCUUUGAUCAUUUGGCAUUAUAGAUGAUAUCAGGGUGAUUUGAUUAAACCAUUUCAAUCAUAUUUUAUUUGUUGAUGUAAGCCGUUUUACAUUGUAAGGGAUGAUGUAUGCACACCUGAAAGACUUCUUAGACCUUAAUAAAGAAAUUUA
Molecule: messenger RNA, 1421 nt
Organism: Argiope bruennichi
Lineage: Eukaryota; Metazoa; Arthropoda; Arachnida; Araneae; Araneidae
Product: retinaldehyde-binding protein 1-like
Exons: 6
Coding region: 194-1048 (284 amino acids)
Cellular component (GO): membrane
Molecular function (GO): phosphatidylinositol bisphosphate binding
Source: RefSeq, a predicted model, not a curated record